CCUUUAAACUUCUGCAGGUCAGUUUAGCCAUGCUCCAUUGUAGCCUUAGCAGGUCUCCCAUUGGCCCGACCAGUUUUGUGUCUUACCAAUCACAGUGCUCUAUGUUUGUUGGGUGGGCUUAACUCUAGAGCUGCAACAGAGGAAAACUACAAAGAUGGUGUCAGAUCAGUCGAGGACUUUGGCAUCAACUUUGGACAAUUUAGACUUGUAAUUUUUUUUAGAUGAGCAGAUAGAGGUACUUUUGGAAAACAAAUGACUUACUUUUUCUUCUUCGAUGGUGUAUGGCGGACUUCCCCGUUGACUUGAUGAAUUUGCCUCCUCGUUUGUUGCUCUGAUUGGUCCCAGUGCUGUCCAAUUACGUUCAGGGACGGUUUGAAAGACAACCAUAGACUCCGCCUCCUGACUGGAAAGACAUUCCAGAAGCGCCUCUGUUCCUUAUUCAAUAAAAAAAAAAGUCCAAUUUGUUUACAUGGAGGGGGCGGGGCUUAAGGUUAUGGUGUUCUGGUGUCCGCUGGACUCAGGGUCUUUGUGGUUGGCCACAGAGCGAUGUGAACGGGUCUCAAGAAUUAGUAACGACUGUGAAAAUGAUUUCACACGUCUUGUGGUCAAACGAGCUCCGAAACCUGGAACUCCCUUUAAGAUUUUGGUCCGAGGAGGUUUAGUUUCUGUCACGCGGACGGAGAACCUAAUUAACUUAUCCCAGAUCGUUUCUCUGCUCUUGGUUUUGUGGUUUUCUUUGAUUUCUGUCUGAGAUGUUUGUUUUUGUUACCGAUUCCCUCGUUCCUCUACCUCCUCGUUGCUCUUCUUGUUUUAGGUGUCUUCACUUUAAUUUUCACACAGCUGUCCUCCCCCUGCUCUGCCUUUACGUGACAUCUUCACCGCGGCUUUAUUGCUUUACAUAACGCAGACCAACUAAACGGCUUUUCAUGCAUCAAUUUUUAAUGCAACUCGCUUGUGAGCUCUCCUUAACAAACUUUUAGGCUGAAUAAUGCACCAAGCACCGGCUGACGGGCUGUGAACACUGCUUGUGUGUGUGUGUGUGUACGUGCGUGCGUGCGUGUAUGCAUUUCUGCAGAAACACGUUUGAUCCAUCUCCUGAAGGUCUGCUGUUCUGCACAUGAUGGCUCUGUUCCCCUUGGAGUGGGGUUUUAGGGUUAAGUGCCUUGCUAAAGGGCACAUGGUAGUGAUACCUCGGCAUAUGGAUUGGCCAGCAGCUGUUUCCCCCAGCUGUGAUCUAUACUUUGUACCAGCAUUGAAAUAUGUCAACUCAUUGUAAACCAAUGCGCUCUGCCUGCUGUGUACACUCAGAAACUAUAUGGUGGUCAGAGCGCUCCAGGGUGGGAACAGGAACAAAAAAUGUUGCCUGUUUGGUUAAAGUUUUCCUUUUUGUCAGAGUUUUGGGUUUAAUUUCUUCUUUUAGUUUAGAUUCACUCAUUGGUUCUUGCUUUUGGUCUUUAUGGCCCUGUUACUCACACCUGCCUCUCCUGUAGUCACUCACCUGCUCUCACUCAGAAAUCAACCAUCACAGUAUAUGUAGUCCUCAGCUUCCUGUUUCCGGUCUUGUUUUCCAUUCCCAGAAGUGCCUGUAUCCUGUACUUUAUUGGACCUGAGUUUCCUACUGUGCCCCCUAGUGGAAAAUUCCAGUACUAUGUGCAGUGCAGCACAAAGCCUGUUUCCUGUGUCAACACAAGGGCAAAAAGCCAGUAUAUUCCCAGUCCUAGGCUCACUGUAAUGAUGUCCUACAAGGGAAAGACUGGUUUACCCUGCCUACUUAACCAGGACAUGAAUAUUAAAUGAACUACGUGCUGAUUGGCCAGUUUACCCUGAUGACCCUAUGACUACCUGUAGCUAGAACAUUUGUGUAAAGUAUCCCGAUAACUCAACAGGCAAACUAUGGAUCUAUCUGGCAUUCAUUCAACGUCUGGAUAUUCCCGGUACGUCCUGGAAUUGUUGAGCCCGAGUCCCAUCACUGCAGCCUCACCCAGAAGGUGUCACACCAUCUACAAGGGCUUCGCCCAGUGUCUGAUGGCCCUGGGCGACAGCCUGGCGGAAACUGCUCACAAAGACGAGGACACGCACGAGAUACACUCGAUCUGCAGGUCGUGGGAUGAGUUCCAUGACUGCGCCAACCUGGCGAUGGCUGGCUGUCCGGAGGAAGCAGCGGCUGUCUGGGAGUCUCUCCGCCAGGAAUCCAAGAAGAUGCAGUUCUCUGGGAACCUUUACGACAUGUGUGCCAACCGCAACAUCCACCCGGCGGCACCCCCCCACGACUCCCUGAACCAGGAGGAGAUCAGCCAGGAGUCUCUAAGAGGUCAAGCAUCUCACCGGGAAGGCUGCCUCCUGCUGCUUUCGCCUCUGAUGCUGCUCUUGCUUUGGAUAUAAGCACCACAUCGGACUGAGACUAGUGUAAAUACAUAAACUCUGUGUUCUUUCAUUUCCUCUCUUUCACGAGUCGAUAGACUUUCCACCGCUUCUUCCUCUGCUCUGCAGGGGCUGAACAUUUCUAACUGCAUGCUCAGAUGCCCCCAGACGCCCUUUUGAUAACACAUUUCUGAAUCUGUGUCGAAUCAUGCAUAUUCUCUGUCAUUUAAUUAGUUCCUAUGUCGUAAACACGCUCUGUAUUUCAGUAGGAACAGACCUGCAGACAGUCCAACAGGAGCCUCGUGGCGUCUGUCUUCAGCCCCAGUCCUCCUAAGUGAGGCGGGUCCAGGAGGAGGCCGCCAGAGACAGCUCCAGCUGAAAGGCUUUGGGACUUUCCUGGUUUAGUAGUGAGACGGGUGUUUUUCUAAUCGGUGGUUUUGACUUUCCACCUGGAUACCAGGUAAUCAUCACAGCAGAGGAGGGUAGAGCCAGCUGACCUGUGAAGUGUAUAAAAACACCACAGCUGGCCUCAGACUGAUGGUUUCUUUCAUGUUUUACACCAGUUUACACCUUUUGGCCAUUCAUAUAAAACUUUGAGUUAAUAUGCUGAUGUUGAUUGGACUGGUGGAGAAAGCACAUCCAUAGGGAGCUUAAGUCUCCUCCCAUUCCGGUCGGCUCACACGGGUCCCCGGAAGAACGAAUAAAUAGAUGCAAGUCGACGGGGCUAAAAACGCUGUUUUCUAACCCGCUCUGCCUUACGCCCUGGACCACACGUAUGUUAUCCUGCAAUUUAAAUGAAAAGUAAUGACGGGUGUUUCGACCACGCCAGUCACGCACUUUGAGAUUUGUAGCGUUACAUAACUAGAAUUUAAGCUGUUGCUAUCCAGCUUUGCUAAAUUCUGGGAAAGAUCAAACGAAUUGGCAAUGAAACAUAUUAUAUAUAUAUAUAUAUAUAUAUAUAUAUAUAUAUAUA
This is a messenger RNA of Nothobranchius furzeri (turquoise killifish), 3334 nucleotides long. The record is from RefSeq and is a predicted model, not a curated record. Lineage: Eukaryota; Metazoa; Chordata; Actinopteri; Cyprinodontiformes; Nothobranchiidae.